ACUUAUUCAACAAUGGAACUGCUCACUAUUUACAAAUUUAUCUAAAAAAAUACUCUCUACUCUCACUUUAGAUUUUGUCUUCUUCUUUCACAGCCGUGAUGGUCAAACGCAAAUCUGAGGCCAGCGAUACAACUUCCGUACUAAAAUCAGCGUCUACUAAGAAGCACAAGACGUUCGAUAACGCAGGAGAUUCAUCCAUCGGUGCAGAGGUUGACUUCCCAAGAGGUGGUGGUACUGGACUCACAGCCGUAGAAACUGCUCAGGCGAAGCACGAAGGUAGAAAGGAAGCUGAUAGAGAUGCUAAAUUAAAGAAGAAACCUUCAGUUAAAAAGCAGAAAAAGACAAAAGAGAGCUCAUCUGAUAAGAAGGAGAAGAAGGAUAUCAUUAGAGUAGAGCACCUUAACUAUAGACGUGCUCUGCCAGGCUUGAAAGUUCUCUGUCAAAUCGUACACAUUACUGCAAUAGAUUUAAUUGUUUCACUCCCAGAGCAAUUAUUAGCGCACAUUCCAAUUACAAACAUUUCAACUCAUUUCACUCAACGCUUAGAUAGUGCUAUGAAUGACGAUAGCGACGACGGUAAGAGCGUUUCAGACGACGGCAACGAAGAUCUUCCUGAGUUGGAUGAACUCUUUCAAGUCGGUCAGUGGCUUAGGGCUACCGUUUUGCACGUUCAUAAGGACAGUAAUACCGGAAGAGUAAAGAAGGAAGGCGAAGAAAUUAUCAAAGCAUCCCGAAAAUUAGAGUUAUCAAUCGAUCCACGUAGUGUAAAUGACGGCCUUACUCAGAAAGAUCUCGAAAAGGACUUCACAAUUGUAGGUGCUGUCAGAAGCGUCGAAGAUCAUGGUUACUUGGUCGAUUUGGGCGUUCCAGACGUAGAUGGUUUCGUUAGCACCACAGAAAUGGACGCCAGUGGCUUUGACAAGGAAUUGGCUGGACAAGUUGGCUCUAUACUUCCACUGACUGUCACAAGCAAGUCGAACAAGGUUGUUAACCUCUCUCCAAACCCAUCUACAUUCGCUAAAUCAUACAUGAACGAAGCCAACACACUAGAAUCAGUUAUACCUGGUGUAGUUCUCAACGCAAUGGUGACUGCGGUAUUACCAGCUGGUCUCAAUGUUAAGUUCUUCGGUUUCUUCGAUGGUACAAUCAGUAAAGAGCAUAUCCCGUAUGAAAAGAAGUCCCUCUCCGAACGCUUCCCUGUUGGAAAAAAGGUUAAAGCUAGAGUCAUUUUCGACCAUCCAACAAGCAAUCCAAAAAGAUUCUCUUUGUCGCUUCUCCCUCACAUUGUCAAUCUCCAAAACAGCUUGACAGAGAAGAGUGAAGAUGGUCUGACUAUUGCAGAAGCAUUCGGUAAAGGUAGGAUUAUCGAAGGCGUACAAGUCAUCACCGUCGAAAGCGAGAAAGGUCUUUAUGUGACCAUACCUGAUAGUGAAUUACUUGGAUUCGUACAUAUAUCACAAAUCGCAGAUGACCACACUCCAUCAUUGAGUAGCAGCAGCGGUGCUACCAAAGUUGGAUCACUCCAUACUGCCAGAGUAGUCGGUUUAAGUUACGUCGACAAAAUCGUUCAACUCAGUAUCAAACCAAGCGUUUUAGAGAAGUCAUUCAUGAAGGUUUCUGACGCUGAAGUUGGAGCAAUAGUUGAUGGUAUAGUUAAGAAAAUCGCUGAUGAUAGAAUGUUCAUCUCUAUCAGUGGAAAUGUAGAUGCUAUCGUUUGGCCAACUCACUACUCUGAUGUUAAACUCAAACAUCCAGAAAAGAAAUACAGAAGUGAUAUGAAAGUCAAAGCUAGAAUUUUGACCGCUGAAGCAGACAAAAACCGUGUAACUGCUACCUUAAAAAAGUCACUCGUUAAGAGUGAUUUGCCAAUUAUCACCUCAUACGACGCAUCAAAUAAGAACGUCAUCACUUAUGCUACUGUUUCUGGUAUUAAAGAGAAGGGUGCAAUUGUGGAUUUCUACAACAACGUAAGGGCUUUCUUACCGGUUGGCGAAAUCAGUGAAAGUUACACCAAGCAUGCCAAAGAUGCUCUUGAAGUUGGUCAAAUCGUCAAAGUUAUCAUUGUUAAAGUUGAAGCUGAGGCCAAGAGAAUGAUGGCAAGCAUACGUAAGACCGUUCCAAAAGAAGAAAGAGAAGCCUUGAUCAAGGAAAGGAAGGCAGAGCAAAAGGACAAGUCUCCAGCUGUCGUUGAUGAAGAGGAUGAAGAAGAUGUCAAUGCUGAGACCAUGCAAAUCGAUGGAGAGAUUGCCUCAAAAGAUGACUCUGAAUCCGAAGAUGGAUCGGUGCAAGGUCUCGAAAUAGACGAAGAGAGCUCAGAAGAAGAGGAAGAUGAAGACGAGGAUGAGGUCACUAUAGACACUACAAACAAAAAACCAAAGAUGAGCACUAAAGAAGCUAAAGCACUCGACAUUGGUGGAUUCAACUGGGAUGGAGAUGAUAAUGAUGAUGAAAAGAAAUCAAAUGGUUCAGACGAGGAAGAUGAAGAUUCGGACGCUGAAUCUACUAACAAUGAUGACGGAAAGCGGAAAAAGAAGCGCAAAGGUACUAAGCACUUUGAAGGUGAUUUAACCGCUCUUAUGAAUGAGAAGCCACCAGAAUCGUCAAACGAUUUUGAAAGAUUAUUGCUUGGUUCACCAAACUCAUCCUACGUUUGGAUCCAGUACAUGUCAUUCCAAUUGAAGUUAAGUGAAAUUGAUAAAGCUCGUGAAAUUGCCAAACGUGCAUUAAAAACUAUCGGAUUUAGAGAAAGUCAAGAAAAGUUCAACAUCUGGAUCGCACUUCUUAACCUUGAGAAUACAUUCGGAGAUGAUGAUAGCUUUGAAGAGGUUUUCAAGGAUGCUACAAGCUAUAACGAUCCUUUAACUAUGCACUUGAAGGUAGCUGAUAUCCUUGAAGCAUCAGAGAAGUUCGACAAAGCUAGUGAUGUUUAUGUUAAAUCUAGCAAGAAAUUUGGAGCUGAAGUUAUUUUCUGGGUUAAUUACGCUGAAUAUAAUUUCAGAAUUGGCAAUCAAACAGCAGCCAGAAGCCUUUUGACUAGAUCAUUACAAUCAUUAGAAAAGAGGGAUCACAUAUCUUGUAUCUCCAAGUUCGCCCAAAUGGAGUUCAGAUUAGGCGAUGCUGAAAGAGGAAAGACAAUCUUCGAGGGGAUUGUUGAAAGUCAUCCAAAGCAACUUGACCAAUGGUUCAUCUACGUUGAUAUGUUAUCACGUAAAGAGGAUCUUGGAGGUCUUAGAAAUGUAUUUGAAAGACUCCUCAGUCAUAAGCUCUCUACGAAGAAAGCUAAGAGUGUUUUCAAGAAAUGGUUAACUAUUGAAAAGGAAUUGGGUGAUGAAAGCGGCAUAGAUGAUGUCAAACAACGUGCUGUUGCCUGGAACGAGCAACGUCACGAUGAUUAGUUUAUUUAUCUUUAUUAUUGUUAUUUAAUCAAUAGAUGUAUUGGGUAUUUACUACAAACAAGAAGUCGUAUGGGCAAAAG
Molecule: messenger RNA, 3475 nt
Organism: Wallemia mellicola CBS 633.66
Lineage: Eukaryota; Fungi; Basidiomycota; Wallemiomycetes; Wallemiales; Wallemiaceae
Exons: 3
Coding region: 99-3395 (1098 amino acids)
Biological process (GO): rRNA processing
Cellular component (GO): nucleus; nucleolus; small-subunit processome
Molecular function (GO): protein binding; RNA binding
Source: RefSeq, a predicted model, not a curated record